GAGAAUGUAAAGGGGGCGACAAAUAGAAGUCCAGAUUGAGCAACUGUCAGAAUAUCAAGCUGAAAGACGGCAUUCACAUUUUCAGAACAACUUACAGUAGGGAGUGCAAACAUUUUAGUAACAACUACAUGAGAAAACAAAAAUCAAAGGAGCUUCACUUGUGUGUAACUUGGAGUAACUUAUCAAAGGCUGAGAGAGGGCAAGAGGUGAGAGAUGGGGGUAAGAGCAGUGGCCAGUGUGUGUCUGCUAUUACUGACUAUUGCCCCGGGGCAGAGUGUGUCCAGAGAUGCUGGUUCUGGUAGUGGGAGAGGGUCUGGACUGAGUAGCAGUAGCACUGAGACUGGCAGUAAAACCGACCAUGAAGUUGAGGACACUACUUUAACUGGAGAUUCUGGGGACACUACUUUAACUGGAGAUUCUGGGGACACUACUUUAACUGGAGAUUCUGGGGACACUACUUUAACUGGAGAUUCUGGGGACACUACUUUAACUGGAGAUUCUGGGGACACUACUUUAACUGGAGAUUCUGGGGACACUACUUUAACUGGAGAUUCUGGGGACACUACUUUAACUGGAGAUUCUGGGGACACUACUUUAACUGGAGAUUCUGGGGACACUACUUUAACUGGAGAGUACAAUAAUACUAAUGUUACCAUUGAUAGUAGUCAGCUUGGUCGUACUAGUAGCCCAGAGAUAACUGGUCCAACCGUAGAUACUGGUAACAAGAUAACUGGUGUGGGUGGUUCCGGCGGUUUCUCUGGGCGACUGCUGGUGAUCCCGAUGGAUGGGAGCCACUGGGUUGGGAUUAAGGCCAUUGCCGAGGAAAUGGGUCGUCGUGGACAUCAGGUUACCGUAGUGAUCCCGGAGGUGAGCAUUCGUCUGGGCCCUAGCAGACACUACAAGACCGUGUCAUAUCCUGUCCCCUAUGACCAGGAAAUGGUAGACAAGCUGAUGGACAAUUCUAAAGAAAACAUUCGUGCCAACAAACUGCCACUGGUGGAGCGGAUGUGCCAACGCUUUGCUAAUAUUCAGAAAAUCUCAUCGUUCAUUCACACUACAGCUGAAAGCCUGCUGUUCAACUCAACACUCAUCACAUCCCUGGAACAGCAGGGUUUUGAUGCAGUGUUGACAGACCCCCUGGUGCCUACAGGGAACCUGAUCGCCCGGCAUCUGGGCAUUCCGUCUGUGUGUCUGCUGAGAGGGCUCCCCUGUGGUCAGGACCUGGUCUCCGCUGCCUGCCCCUCUCCUCCCUCCUACGUGCCACGCUUCCUAACUCGACACACAGACACCAUGAGCUUCUCACAGCGAGUCGUCAAUGUACUGGUGAGCAUGGUGGAGCCGUUGCUGUGCCGACUGAUGUUCUGGCGCUUUGACCAGCUGGCCUAUCGUUUCCUUGGAGAGGAAGUGGGCGUGGCUGAGGUACUGGCAGACUCCGCUAUCUGGUUACUAAGGUAUGACUUCACAAUGGAGUUUCCUCGCCCCCUCAUGCCUAACAUGGUGCUGGUGGGAGGAAUCAACUGCCAUGUCAGGAACCCUCUCCCCCAGGAGCUGAACCAGUGGGUAUCCGGGGAGAAUGGCUUCAUAGUUUUCUCUCUGGGCACCACAGUGUCUUCUCUACCAGAUGACAUCACACAUAUCUUCCUGCAGGCCUUCGCGCUCAUACCCCAGAAGGUCCUGUGGCGGUACACCGGGUCAGUUCCUGAUCACAUUCCAGACAACGUGAAGCUGAUGAAGUGGCUGCCUCAGAAUGAUCUGCUGGCUCACAGUGGUGCCCGGGCCUUCCUGACCCAUGCUGGAACCCAUGGGCUGUACGAGGGGGUGUGUCACGCCGUUCCCAUGGUGAUGUUGCCACUGUUUGGCGACCAGUAUGAUAACGCCCACCGAUUGGCUGGUAAGGGAGCUGGCAUGGUCCUGGACAUUAACCACGUCACCAUGGAAACACUUAUACAGGCUCUGGAUGAGGUCAUAAACAACACCAGGUAUAAGUCCAGCCUAUUGAAGCUCUCUGCCAUCCACAAGGACCGCCCUAUUGACCCUCUGGAGCUCUCGGUUUAUUGGACAGAGUUUGUGAUGCGCAAUAAAGGCGCGGGACAUCUGAGAGUGGCAGCCCAGGACCUCAGCUGGUUCCAGUAUCACAGCCUGGAUGUGCUGGGCCUACUGGUCAUCGUGGUGAUAGCCAUUGUCACUGUGAUUGUGAAAUGUUUGUCGUUGUGUAUUCGAAGGAUAACCAGGAAGAGAAAGCAGGACUGACCAGCAGCACAGAUCAACAUUCUCCUUCAAUUUUCUGUGUUUCUAUAGAAAUUGGGUAUAUCAGUGAUCCCAAUACAAUAUUUUGGGAAUAAGUAGAAAAUAUCACAUCUCAUUCACAAGAGUUCAAGUUUGGCAACAGUAAACAAACAGGAAGACAAGACUCUGCAUGAAUGCAGCCCAGGU
This is a messenger RNA of Esox lucius (northern pike), 2433 nucleotides long. Its product is annotated as UDP-glucuronosyltransferase 1-1. Bases 214 to 2250 code for a protein of 678 amino acids. Gene Ontology annotation, molecular function: UDP-glycosyltransferase activity. The transcript has 8 exons. Lineage: Eukaryota; Metazoa; Chordata; Actinopteri; Esociformes; Esocidae. The record is from RefSeq and is a predicted model, not a curated record.